GUCCUAUGUUUCACGAUGCUGGGUCUGGGCUGCACGGUGGAGGUCAGUCAGCUGGGAGAGCACAUCCGCAGACCCAUCGGGGUGCUGCUGGCACUAGUGUGUCAGUUUGUGAUCAUGCCCCUGGUGGCCUUUCUGUUGGCUCUCGCCUUCUCUCUGGAUGAUGUGGCUGCGAUGGCGGUUCUUCUGUGUGGCUGCUGUCCUGGAGGGAACCUCUCAAACAUCAUGUCUCUGCUGGUGCACGGGGAGAUGAAUCUGAGCAUCAUCAUGACCAUAUCCUCCACUCUGCUGGCACUCGUACUGAUGCCGCUCUGUCUGUGGAUCUACAGUCGGGCCUGGAUCAACACACCCGUGGUGAACCUCAUGCCCUUCGGAGCCAUCAUCCUGACCCUGUGCAGUACUCUUAUUCCUAUUGGGUUAGGAGUUAUGCUGAGGUACCGCUACACGCGUGUGGCUGACAUUGUUUUAAAGGCGUCACUGUGGUCCCUGCUCGUCACCCUGGUCAUGCUGUUCAUCCUGACCGGGGCCAUGCUGGGGCCGGACCUGCUCUCCACCAUCCCUCCGUCCGUCUAUGUGGUGGCGAUCCUGAUGCCCCUGUGCGGCUACGCUGCAGGUUAUGGUCUGGCCGUGCUGUUUGAUUUGCCUCCCAACAGUCGCAGGUCCGUCUCCCUGGAGACAGGAUGCCAGAACGUGCAGCUGUGCACCGCCAUCCUGAAGCUCGCCUUCCCCCCACAGCUGAUGGGUGGGAUGUACAUGUUCCCUCUGCUCUACGCCCUGUUCCAAGCAGCAGAGGCAGGGAUCUUCAUUCUGGCCUACAGAAUGUACAGGAAGGAGGUCCUGCAUAAAGCAGAUCCUAUGGUGGAUGGUGAGGACACGGACAUCACAUAUCAAAGGUUUCAUGAUGAGGACAUUGACUUUGACUCAUCUUAUGGUGCAGUGACAGUGAGUGACCCCAACACCAUCAUGCUGGACCCUUGUCCUCCUGAUCCAACUCCGGUUUAAUGUGCUUCUUUAAGGGGGUCGAGGAGUAGAAAGAGACUAUGUAGUGGAUUUAUCAUUUCAUCCUUCAUAAUGAAAAAAAUCUCUGGGUUACAGGGAGACUAUGCAGGGAUAUCCAGAAUGUUCAUAAAAUGCUAAAAAAAAAAGGUGCUUCAUGUCAUAAACUUCAAUCAUUCAACAUAGCCAUGACUCAGUUCAUGUCUAAUAUACUGCUGAACACAACACGGCUAUGGAGUCAAUUUUAUCAUACGCUUUUUUUUUCUUCAGUAAAGUACCAAAAGUAAGACAGUAUUUUGUUUAAGCGGUGAACAGUGCUUUAAAACAGAGACAAACAUAUCAUAAAUCUUCAUUCCCACCAACACAGUGCCACUCCACUAUGUGCUCCAUUAUCGACCACCUGUCUGAA
This is a messenger RNA of Sphaeramia orbicularis (orbiculate cardinalfish), 1402 nucleotides long. RefSeq names its product solute carrier family 10 member 4 (gene slc10a4). NCBI's taxonomy places the organism in Eukaryota, Metazoa, Chordata, Actinopteri, Kurtiformes, Apogonidae. The transcript is spliced from 3 exons. Gene Ontology annotation, biological process: bile acid and bile salt transport. Gene Ontology annotation, cellular component: membrane. The coding region runs from base 16 to 999 and encodes 327 amino acids. Gene Ontology annotation, molecular function: bile acid:sodium symporter activity. The record is from RefSeq and is a predicted model, not a curated record.